Paramisgurnus dabryanus is the source of this 1215-nucleotide messenger RNA. RefSeq lists its product as uncharacterized. NCBI's taxonomy places the organism in Eukaryota, Metazoa, Chordata, Actinopteri, Cypriniformes, Cobitidae. The record is from RefSeq and is a predicted model, not a curated record.
CAAUGUUGCAACUGCCACAUGUUGCAACUGUCCCCACUCUUCCCUAUAUAUAAUCACAGUGCACAUUAUUUUGAAAACCACAGAUCAUCUCGGGACAUACUGAGCAAAUAAUGGCAUUAGAAGACUUUUAUGAAAAUAUUCAACAUAGAAAUGCUAACAGGAGCAAAUCUGAACCUCGAACAUCGAGUCAGAACCGAGGAAGAAGCAGAUGGUUUGUGCCGAUCACGGUGUUACUUGGGCUCAUAUGUGUUCUUCUGGUGGCCGCCCUUAUAGUGCAGUAUAUCCAUCUCACAUCAGAGAAAGACCUGAAGAUGAGCUACAUGGACAUAUCUAAAGAAUAUAAUGAAACUCUGAACGGCCUGAAGAUGAAUUACAGUCAACUGACAAAAGAGAGAGAAGAACUACAGAAGAGAUUUAACUCUAUGAGCCAAAAGAAACUGGAGUUAGAGACCAAAGUCAAGAAUUUGAAUGAUGCACUAAUGAAGAAAUCAGUGUACAUAUCCACUGAGGAGAAGAGUUGGUCUGAUAGCAGGCAGUUCUGCAGGGAUUGUGGUGGAGAUCUGAUCAUUAUCAACACUGGAGAGAAGCAGAGAUACAUAUCUUCAAUCGCCACAGGCGUAGUAUGGAUUGGUUUGUCUGACAUAGCAGAGGAAGGAAAGAUGAAAUGGGUGGAUAAUACAACACUGAAUAAAGGGUUUUGGGCUGAAAACGAGCCAAAUGAUUACUCUGGAAGUGAAGACUGUGUUGAACUGAAUCCUAAAAAAACUGUCCUAAAAAACUGGAAUGACAUUCCAUGCACAAACAAAAGAAGAUGGAUUUGUGAGAAAUAGGGUCCUUUCUUCUUUUGUUGUGAUUUUAAGCAGUUAUUAUGAAGUCGUUGUUGCAUUCACUUAAGUUUCUGAUUUAUGUUUCUUUUAAAACUGUGGCAGCUUAUUAACUGUAUCACUUUAUUUUGAUUACAUGUAUCUACUUUAGAGUAAAAUUAAUAGUGUAAAAUUGUUUGGGAACUAGAUGGAAAUGUAAUUAUUUUCCAGAUGUAGACAAACAAACUGAUAAACACCUCAACUCUUGACUUCCAUCAAAGAGGACAUUUAUCCACCAUUAUCACCAAAUCAAAACUCUAAAUUGUGCUGUCAAUUGUUCUCUCUCUCUCUCUCUCUCUCUCUCUCUCUCUCUCUCUCUCUCUCUCUCUCUCUCUCUCUCUCUCUCUCUCUC